AUGAAUAUAAAUACAGUACUGGAUCUUGCGUGUGCUGAUGAUCAGAUUAUAAAAAAGUAUUUUUCAAUUGUACUGCAGCGCACUGUGUUGGAGCUUCGUGGUAUUUCUUGUUUAGAAUUAGAAAGCGUGCCACCACCGAAACAACAAAUUAUAUCAAGCCGAUCAUUCCCCAAGCAUGUUACAUCCAGAGAUGAACUCAAUGACGCAUUGUUGUAUCACUUGCAGGAUGCUUUCAAAAGGCUGAGAGAUGAUAAAUCCUUAUGCGGCUGUAUCACUACAUUUGCUAAUUCAAAUUAUUUUGAUAAAAACACCUCAUAUUACAGCAAAUCAAGCUCAUACGUAUUCCCCACUCCAACUGACAACCUUUUAGAGUUAAGCAAAGCUGCUGCAAGACUUACAGAUAGCAUCUAUCAAUCAGGCGUGAACUUUAAAAAAUGUGGUGUUGGCUUAACAUUUUUGGAGUCUAAGACAACGCAUAAUUAUGAUUUGCUAACCGAUCCAGAAGACAUUAAAAGAAAUGAAAGUUUAAUGUCAUCUAUUGAGGAAGUUCACAGUAAAUUCGGGAAAAAAACGCUUGCUUUAGGCGCAAGUCAGAUGAAUCAAGUAAGUCAGGAUGAAUUACAGAGCAUUGCCCUGCUUAAGUCGCAAUUAUCAUCACAAGAAAGUAAAGAUGCUUUUGAUCAAAAAGCCCGGUUGUUGCUCAAGGAUCGAAUACUUACUGCGGAAGAAAAGAACGAACUGGCUUUAUAUUCGGAUAAACUAGUUGCUCAAGAGCGUAUCGAAUCAGAAGUGCUUAGUAGUAUUCCAACUCCUAAAGCCUUUUUAUCAGAUAAGACCUCUGAAUAA
This is a messenger RNA of Ostrinia furnacalis (Asian corn borer), 846 nucleotides long. Its product is annotated as protein UmuC-like. Gene Ontology annotation, molecular function: damaged DNA binding. Gene Ontology annotation, biological process: DNA repair. NCBI's taxonomy places the organism in Eukaryota, Metazoa, Arthropoda, Insecta, Lepidoptera, Crambidae. The coding region runs from base 1 to 846 and encodes 281 amino acids. The transcript has 2 exons. The record is from RefSeq and is a predicted model, not a curated record.